UGUGUAGAGACCCAUGGGCUUGACCUAAUCAAUGAUGGGCUGAUUAGGGUUAAGCACUCUAUAAAUAAGGGGUUAUGGUCCCUAGUUGUACACGUCAUUCUGUCUUUCUGCAUCCCAUCGCUAGAGAGAUAAUCCCGAGGGUGUGUAUCAACUAGAAGACACAAACCCUAGCCUCCGUCUCCCGGAUCUCUAAAGGCCAUCUCCCAUGGAGUCAGUCAACAAUUCUGCUGCUACAAUAUCUGCUAAUAUUAAUAGCAUCCCAAUGCUUAACGGCACGAAUUUUAAGGAAUGGAAAGAGAAUGUUAUGAUCGUUCUCGGUUGCAUGGAUCUAGACCUUGCACUUCGGACUGAGAAACCCGCCGCUCUUAAGGACACAUCUACCCUCGAUGAAAAGAGGGAGAUGGAGAGGUGGGAACGCUCAAACCGCAUGAGUCUAAUGAUCAUGAAACGUGCAAUUCCAGAAUCAUUCAGGGGCACAAUGUCUGAUGAGGCCGAUGCAAAAUCAUUCCUUGCCGAACUUGAAAAGUGUUUUGCUAAAAACGAAAAGGCGGAAACUAGUACUCUUUUGAGCACUCUUGUUUCCAUGAAGUAUAAAGGCAAAGGGAACAUAAGGGAG
This is a messenger RNA of Cuscuta europaea, 616 nucleotides long. The record is from the annotation of a GenBank genome assembly. NCBI's taxonomy places the organism in Eukaryota, Viridiplantae, Streptophyta, Magnoliopsida, Solanales, Convolvulaceae.